AUGUCCCAUCCUCCGCCAACGUCAAACAUCGUCCUCCGCGAACACCAGCCCCAUGAUCUAGACUGGAUCGUGGCGCGCCACGGUGCCCUCUACGAGAAAGAAUACGGCUUCGGGCCUAAAUUCGAGGCGCUGGUGGCGCAAAUCACGACCGAUUUCCAGAAGAACUAUGACCAUGCGUGCGAACGCUGUUGGAUCGCAGAGGAAGCAGUUCCCCCACAGACCGUCGAGACCGAUCAGACCGAUACAGACCCCAACGCAUUGUCCCUGGGCAGUAUCAUGUUAGUCCGCGAUCCCGACGCACCCAAAACGGCCAAAUUACGACUCCUUCUGGUGGAACCGCGUGCGCGGGGUCGGGGCGUGGGACGGUCCUUGAUUCAGCAAUGUGUUCGCUUUGCCAGAGAGACCGGGUAUGAGCGAGUGGUGCUAUGGACGCAGAGUGUGUUGGAGUCGGCGCGACGGCUAUACCGUGCCGAAGGAUUCCAGCUGUUGAAGCAGGAGGAGCAUGAAGGGUUUGGCAUGAAGAUCACGGGGGAAUUUUGGGAGUUGAUGCUGUGA
Aspergillus terreus NIH2624 is the source of this 555-nucleotide messenger RNA. RefSeq names its product GNAT family N-acetyltransferase. Lineage: Eukaryota; Fungi; Ascomycota; Eurotiomycetes; Eurotiales; Aspergillaceae. The transcript has a single exon. Gene Ontology annotation, molecular function: N-acetyltransferase activity. Bases 1 to 555 code for a protein of 184 amino acids. The record is from RefSeq and is a predicted model, not a curated record.